AUUGGGAGUUCCGUUCUAUACAGGCUGAAGAGACACACGGUGAGAAGUGCGAUGAAGCUUCUGGGCAGUAGCCGAGAGCAGAAGCCGACAUCAAUUGAGCCUCAGGAGGAUCAAAACUCACUGGUGCCAUCUUCAUAGACCAACUCAUCGUUAGUAACCCUAUGACCUGUACAGAGUGUAGACUACUUAUUCAUAUAUCAUUCCACGACCUCAACCUCGAGAAUAGCACCCACCAUGUCAGGAGAACUCCCAACAGACACCCACAAGCCGGAGAACCCAUCCGAGAAACCCAUGCAACUCCAGACCGACACCAUCACCGUCGACCUCAAACGCAUGGCCACAGAUCUCAACUACGGAAAACAGCUGUCCCGAGGAAAAGGCUUCCGCAUCUACAACGAAGCCUUUACCAAAAUCCUCGGCGAUGACCCUUCAAUCACUCAGGUCCAAAGCCGUGAUUAUCAGUUCGCUCAUGAAGCAGGCGUGUACAUCAAAUCCACCAACCGCGUCUACUUUACCGCAAACUUCCAAACCUGCGACCCCAUCGCUCUCUACUCGGUCGAUGCCUCUACCCUCGAAGUGUCCGAUGACGAUUUCUCAGGCGUAGUCCAAGCAAACGGCGCAUGCAACUACAAAGACAAAAUCCUAUACUGUUGUCAAGGCUCCAAAACCUCUCCAUCCGCUCUAGUGCUCGUGGACCCAUCCACCUCCACCUCAGAAGCACUGAUAACCAAUUUCCAAGGCCGCGCUUUCAACAGCAUAAACGAUGUGAUAAUCCACCACGCGAACGACGACAUAUGGUUCACAGACCCGACCUACGGCUACGAACAAGCUUUCCGGCCCACCCCCGACUUACCCUCUCAAAUCUACCGCUAUAAGCCUUCCACUGGGGAGGUUUGGUGUGUGGCCGAUGGUUUCGCACAAUGCAAUGGGUUGUGCUUUUCUCCCGACUAUGCCACCCUCUACGUCACUGAUACCGGCGCCUGUCAAGCGCAUUCGGGCCCGGGCGACGGGCAUAAUUUUUCCAUGAACCCGAGGCUGCCGGCUACGAUAUAUGAAUACGAUGUCGUUGAGCAUGGCACCAAGCUUGCCAACAGGAGGGUUUUCGCAUACUGUGAUAAUGGGGUGCCUGAUGGGAUCAAAUGUGACGAGGCGGGGAAUGUGUAUUCGGGGUGUGGGGAUGGAGUGCACGUGUGGGAUAAGCAGGGGACGUUGAUUGGGAAAGUUGUGGUUGGUGGUUGCGUGGCUAAUUUCUGUUUUUCGAGGGAGGGGAUGUGGAUGUUUGGGGAGGAGGAGUUGUAUUUGUGUAAGCUUGGUGGUGUCAAGGGGGCGUUGGUUGGGAUUGAGUGUGAGUGAGGUAUGAAGGGAGAGUUUUGGAGGUAGAAGGAACUAAGGAAAUUGAACAAAGGCUGAGUGUGCGGAUUGUCCUUUUUUGUCCCACCCAUCAUGAAGCGCCUUCUUGGGAGUAGUGUCUAAAAAUCAUCC
This is a messenger RNA of Aureobasidium pullulans EXF-150, 1482 nucleotides long. RefSeq names its product calcium-dependent phosphotriesterase. The record is from RefSeq and is a predicted model, not a curated record. Lineage: Eukaryota; Fungi; Ascomycota; Dothideomycetes; Dothideales; Saccotheciaceae. The coding region runs from base 235 to 1353 and encodes 372 amino acids. The transcript is spliced from 2 exons.